This is a messenger RNA of Physcomitrium patens, 4875 nucleotides long. The record is from RefSeq and is a predicted model, not a curated record. NCBI's taxonomy places the organism in Eukaryota, Viridiplantae, Streptophyta, Bryopsida, Funariales, Funariaceae.
CGUUCCGGUCUUACAAUACCAGCUGAGUUUUUUCUCUUCUCUUGGUGUAAACUGUGCAAACUAUCAGCACCUUUUUUUAGAACUAACCAGUGUUCAAGGUAGACUCUCAGCUCAUCGUAAGAAUUGUCAUGCUUUGCAAGGUUGUUGACAGGCAAAAGAAGGUGGGAGUUGAAAGUAUCACAACAGUGUUUGUGAUAUGUUGCUUUCUGUGCACUAUGGUAGAUUUUGACCUUCAAAUAAAUGGCUUCAAGUUGGCUGAGAUAACCGGAUUACUCAGGCAUCGGACAAGAUCAUUAUGGAUCACUCCGAUUAACCAGUCUCUUUAACAGAUAACUUAUCGGGAACGUAGACGUUUUAACGAACCAAACACAUGAGGAGAGCUGAGACUAUUCAUGUUGAGAAUGAAAGCUGGGAGCAUAACACCGAACAUGCAUGUUGUUUGUCUGCUUAUAAAGUUAACACCAGCCUGUCAAGGCUGCCAUGCAAGGCUGUGUAGAAGACUAGCCACAACAAUCGAAAACCCCGUGAAUUGCUCCUUGGCUAUCCUAUUUAAAGGUUCGCAGCAGCUAAGAUUGCGGUUCCUUAUAACCUUUUCGACCCUUCUAUUCUUCAAACUCGUGCAUCAACUUUAUCUGUAAAGUCUGCUUUCCUGUAUUUAUACGUCGGUUCUCCUUUGGGCGUGUAAGGUCACUAGCAUUGCAGCUCGUGAGUAACUUAUCUCGCAAUCGCAGUAAAUCUGCAUCGAUUGAGAUAACUGAUAACGAAAAGCGUGUAACCUUACAAGUGAUCCGACCAUGCAAACAUGAUAAAUUUGCAUCUAGAUCAAGAAAACCACAAUUUUCUAAUCCGUCCACGUGAACAUCCCAUCAGUGGCACGGGUAGAACCCAGGCUCAAUUAAACUUUCCUAUUUCUUUGAAUUCUUAAACGUACCACUUCGGAGUUCCAGGUGCUUUUUACCUGUAUUUGAAGCAAUCAAUUCUUGAACAUGGCAUACGUAAAUGAGAAACAGCGAUUUUAAAGAUUUUUGGAUGGUUCUCUUGACCAGACAUUAUCCUAUUUUUUGAAAGUUUUACAUGAUUGAUUUCCUAACUUCAAUUCUCUGGGCAAGCUGAAGAGGAGGUAAAAUGUCAUUGAUGUUGAGCGCGUUUCGUAUGAGUUAGUAUGAUCCAUGUUUCAGUAUUGGAGAGGUGACUCUGAUUUUAGAUUUAGAUUUUUUUAGAGUACCAAAUGUACAAGGGUAUAGAGAUCGGUCUUACUUUCCGAAGUUAGACUCUAUUAUGUCCAGCAUCCCAUCAGGGAAGGGUACGCUGUAGGGAUUGAUCUUCCUUCCUCUCAGUGUAAUUUACUUUGUUUAAACUCUCUUUUUUGUGAGUGGUCUUAAGCAGUGUCUAGCAGCCACUGAGAUAUCAGUGGUACUAGUUCUUAUUGAGGCUACUGGAUGUUAUGCUCCUGGUGUGAUUAACAGCAUGCCUCGCUUUCGUUUUGGUGUAAUCAUUAUUGCGAGGCUUGGUCCAGUCCAUUAGUUGUAGAAAGCGUUGAGCUCCUCCUUCAUAAGUCAAUGAACUCAGUUUCAGCAAGUUUAGCUGCUGUGAGUUGAACAUGCGGUGCUUGUUGCAGGAUGAUUUGCGUGGUUACUGACUCAUUCUCAUGCAAUGUGUCAGGAAACCUCAGAACAGUUGAAAUUCUCUGGUCAGUUUCUCUGCUGCAUCCAUGAAACCAAGAGCUUCGACGUUGUUACGAGAUUGUUCGAAGAUUGCACUCCUGGAAUUUGACAAGAUUGAAAUGAUUGUCAACUGCUAAGUACUUCCAGCUAUAAAAGGUAUCUCACUUUUGAACCUUUUGAGUUUUAUGGAGCAUGAAGUCCUAUGAAGACCCAUGAACAUGACAUUUUGGCCAACAGAACUGACAUUUCAUUGAAUAGAAAAUGUGUCAUUGUUGGUUAUUUGCAUUGAGUACUGAAGUGGACCUUAGGUUAUCAGUAGAAGAUUAUUCUCUUAAUUUGGUGUUCUUAUGCAGAAAAAUUACGUAUUUCUUUUAUGCUUGCCUCUUUGUUAUGCACUUGGUACAUUGACUUUUCCCUCAUUUUCUAUUCAUUAACGAUUUAUUUAUGUGUUGAUUAUGAGCAUUCUAAUUUUACAUGUAAGUUUAGAGGAUACAUGCAUGUGAUUCUAGUUUCCAAUCGGGGCGCUUUUUCCAAAGAAACACGUCCAUCUGAGCUACAAUAAUGGCGCUUUACAUUAAUUUUCCUAUUUUUUGUUUACCGGAUAUGAGACCCAGCAAUUGCCUUGUUUAAAGAUAAAUGUGAAUACAUCGUUUCUGGAAGCAUGUGUUAAGAGCCGUGUCUUAACAUGCUCUUGGACAUGAAGUAUAUGUGGCAAUGGGGUUCGCAAAGCAAAUUACCCACAAGAAUUGCAUUGCAAACCUUGGGCAUUUUGUUUGGUUAUGAAUCCUGUGCGGGUUGAGUGUCGACUGCAGAGUUGGAGCGCGUUGAGAACGCGCGAGUAAGAGACGAGGGUGAGGGUUUGCAGCGGUUCAAAUGUGAUCCAUGCCCCUUGACGUUGAAACAAUGCCCUGCUUCCCUUCUACAACACAACGAUGCCCUAAAAUAUUAUCCCUUUUCAGGGGUCAGAACUCUGUCACAUUGUUUUAGUAUCAUUCAGCGUUAUCUAUCCCCGCUUAGUUGCGGCAUUCCUUUUUGAGGGGAUGAUUUGAGGUUGGAGUUUCAUCAUAUUUGAAUAGUUUGUUUGCAAAUAAGAGAGGCUCCCCGAAUUGUGUCUUAGUGUCUAAAUUACCUCCAUCGUAGACAACUGUAAAUCCUGAUUAAAGUUAUGUUUCACACCUAUUAUCGGAAAUCAAAGCAUUAUAUCUUGUGUUGGGCCCUGCUACAUUAAUCUGGUCGGCCUAUUGAAGCUGACUCGUUAGGACAAUGUGGCUCUGGAUUAAAUCCUCGAGGGCUACUGUAUGUGGGUUGUGUGUGCUGUUGGUAUUGCGAAGCUCAGCGGUCAAAAAGGAGCUUCUAAUUAUAUCCAAAUUAAAAAAGAGUGGAAGUCUGCUAAUGUAUAGGGUGCGGAGUAUAUUUCUUAUCCCGGUUGCUUAGACUCUAGAGCCGAAAAGUUGAAAAUUCUUCAAAAAUAUAGGUUAUUGUCGUCACAAUCUGCUGAUCAAACUUAGCGGAUUUUUCCCGUAACUCAGUGAAGGGACAACAUUGAUUACUUCGACGUCGUUCGGGUGAAUUGCUAAAAAGUUGAGUGGUAAUGGGGUCAGCUGUAAGCUAUUGCUCUCCUCAACAGAUCCAGACAGUUGAUUUGUGCGGCUCCGAGGGAAAAGCUCCUGAAUCUACGAACUUACCAUGUCCCGUCAAGUAUGAAGAAAUCAAUCACGAAGCGUACAUGUCCCUGAAGCCGGGGCUCUUCGAAGGCUUGCGCUUUGACGUUUACAGAUCAAUGAACAGAAAAUUUGGACUAAGUAAUAGUUUGUUUAUGGGUUCGGUAGACCUUCCCGAUUGUGCACCCGACCCUUUGAAACAAUCAACAGCUCAUUUUGAGCUUGGUGCUAACCUUAUUGAUCAAAAGGGCAAGAUGGACGUAGUCCUUAUGAUGGGGCGAGUUCUGUCGAAGGGAUGUAUGUCAGCUCGAGUGAAGUGUGAUAUCACUAAUCGAUUUUCUAUCAAAGCGAAUGCUGAGCUUACAAAUGAGCCUCAUUUCUCGGUCGGUAUGUUCAACUUCGACUAUAAGGGAAAUGAUUAUCAAGCUCAAUUGACGAUGGGAAAUAGUGCUUUUUAUAGUGUAAACUACACUCAGCGUGUGACUCCUAAACUGUCACUUGGAGGAGAGUGGAUGUGGUUCGGUCAUCAACGGAAAUCAUGCAUGGGUCUUGCAGCUCGCUACCAAACUGAUUCCGUGAUUACCACAGCUCUAGUGAAAUCUGAAGGCGACAUAUGUUGUACAUAUAUUCAGAAACUGUCCGACAAGGUACUAGUGGCUUCGGACUUCGUGUAUAACUGGAAUAGCACAGAGGCAGUGACCAGUAUUGCUUACGACCAUCUCUUGAACCAGUAUCGAAUUAGAGGCAGGAUAGACACCAAUUUAUGCACAGCAGCAUACUUGGAAGAGAAAAUUUCAGCUGGUCUCACUCUUGUGCUGUCUGCGGAGCUUGAUCAUAGGAAGAAAGACUACAAGUUUGGGUUUGGUUUGACAGUGGGAGAUUAAAUCUUUGCCCUUCAUUAACCGCAUGACCAACUUACACUAGGAGAUGGUCCUUCUACCCUUUGAUCGUGGGCUACGUUAAAGGGGGAACAGGUUAUGAUUUCUCGUCAUUGAUUCGAUUCCUUAACCAACAGCAAUGAGCAUCCAAGUAAUUUAUCGAAAAGAAAGAAAUGCUUUUCACAUAUAUUGGGUUGGACAAAUGCUACAAAAACGGGUUGUCAAGCACCAGUUUCUACUUAAAGAUGUUUCUUACUUAGGGGCAUAUUUGCCAUGAUUUGAACUCUCUUAUAAAUCACAAACUCUUAGUUUUGAUGUAUCUCAACUUCAAGGUUAAUCAGAGACCAGCAUCAUGCAGCGAAGGGAAGGAUGUCGACGAAUCAUGCAGGAUUCAUGUAAGGUCUGAUGGCUGAUCUUGUGAAAGUUGGCCUCACAUAACAUUUCUACAGAGAAGUAACAGAACAUUCAGGAUAUCGGUCAUAAACUAGUUUGCCACAUAGAAGUCCCUUUUCUGUUUAACUGCAUUUUGCCACGUUAAGCAACUCAAAUUGAAUAAUAACCUACAAAUAGCGGAAGAAUUUUGUCAGAAAAUUAAAUGCAAGAUGAUACGUCGUUCAAUACAUACAUUGUGGUUGAUAAUCUAAAAUCUAUUUGAAUUUUUUGUUCCAUGAA